CUAACUUAGUGCUGCAUCAGACUGUGGAGCGUAUUCAUGUGGGCACAAAGUACGGGGACAUUCCUCGAGGGAUCUUUGUGGUUAGAGGAGAAAACGUGGUCUUGCUAGGAGAAAUAGAGAAGCUGGGCUGCAGGGCCCAUCCUCACCUUAUGUAGCACCACUCCAGAGAGCCCUUUUCUAGUGGAAGCAAGAGAUACUCCCUGGGAGCUUGACUUUCCCAGUUAAGCAGAUCACCAAAUGGCCUGGGAUCAAAGUGAUGAUGCACAGCCUUCUGCUGCAGGCAUUUAAGGCACCAAGCACGAUUCAGGUCACAGCUGCAGGACCCAGAGGUGGACCUUGAGAAGCUCGGGAAGAGCCAACAGGCCAUCCUUGAGAGCAGAGGUAAGAGCAGCAGCAGCACAUCUGCAGGGAAGCAUGCUCCUCGCCACAUUUAAGCUGUGUGCUGGGAGCUCCUACAGACACAUGCGCAACAUGAAAGGUGAGUCUGGGCCGUGGAAGUGCUUCCGGGAACCUUCAGACAGUGUGGUUUUGUGGGAGAUCCUUGAGGGGGGCAGGCCAGUUGUGCCUUUUACUGGGUGAGCCUGGGUAAGUCUUUUUCCCUCUGGACUUCAGUUUUCCACAGAAAAAUUGGGCUGGGUGCUAAGAUGCCUAUGUCCCACCCAGAUUCUGUAAUUUCUAGUCUCCACUCGAAGGCUGCAGCCGUACUGGAGCUUGUCUUGACUUUGCCUUCCUUUUGGAUUGGACAAGACCUGGGACAAGGGUCCCAGGCAAGUCUUGCCCACGGGGGUAGGAGAAGCAAGCUUCGACUCCAAGAAGCAGUGCUGCAAGCCUAAGACACUGCCCUUACUUAGGGAAGAAGGCACAGGAAGAUGGGGAGCAGGACAGCAGAAGACAGAGAAUAUGGGUGGGGAGUCUGGUUAGUGUGUAGCCAAGAAGCAGAAUGUGGCGGUGGGGAAACCUUAGGAAGCAGACAGGGCUUUGCCUACUCAAAAUUCAGUGGCUCAGUGAGUGGCACUCUCAUGUGAAGGACCCCAGCUGCUCGCACAUACACAUUCCUCAGGGGUUUCUUGUACUCUGCUAGACUGGUAUUUUUCUAGUUAACAAAUCCAGUAGGCGCUGCCAAAACUCUACAUCCAGGUAGAGUCAGGUCUAACCUGAUCACCCCCAUUUCCAAGACAGAAGGCAGAUUUCUAGGCCCUGGAAGUGCUAGGGGAAGUUGACCAAGCACUGAACUAGGAGUUAGAGACCUGGCCCUAGUUCAGGUCUCAGCUCGGAAUCUUUGUGUUCCUGAGCUAGUCCUUUGCCUUUCCAAGCCAGUUUGCUCAUCUGUGAUGAGCCCCUCUCUAAGAGGCUUUCCAGCUCCUUGGCAAAACUUUCCUUCCUUUCCUGCAGGGCUGAGGCACCAAGCUGUGCUGGCCAUUGGCCAGGAACUGAACCGGAGAGCACUGGGAGACACCAGUCCUGGAUGGAUCAGCCAGGUUCGGCGUAGGAGCUCUCUGCUUGGUUCUCAGGUGGAAGAGACACUCUACAGCGACCAGGAGCUGUCCUAUAUCCAGCAAGGAGAGGUGGCGAUGCAGAAGGCGUUGGGCAUCCUCAGCAGCCAGGAGGGCUGGAAGAAGGAGAACCAGCAGGGGAAUGGGGAUGAAGUACUAAGUAAGGUAGUCCCAGAUGUGGGCAAGGUAUUCCGCUUGGAGGUGGUGGUAGACCAGCCCAUGGACAGACUCUAUGAAGAACUUGUGGAACGCAUGGAGGCAGUGGGGGAGUGGAACCCAAAUGUCAAGGAGAUCAAGGUCCUACAGAAGAUUGGAAAAGACACAGUCAUCACCCAUGAGCUGGCUGCAGGAGCAGCAGGAAACCUGGUGGGGCCCCGGGACUUCGUGAGUGUGCGUUGUACCAAGCGCCGAGGUUCCACCUGUGUGUUGGCAGGCAUGGCCACACAUUUUGGGGAGAUGCCAGAGCAAAAAGGUGUCAUCAGAGCUGAACAUGGUCCCACUUGCAUGGUGCUUCAUCCGCUGGCUGGAAAUCCCUCAAAGACUAAACUCACGUGGCUGCUCAGUAUUGACCUCAAGGGGUGGCUGCCAAAGACCAUCAUCAACCAGGUCUUAUCACAGACCCAGAUGGAUUUUGCCAACUACCUGCGCAAGCGACUAGAGUCCAGCCCUGCCUUGGAAGCCCAGUGUUAGGCCAACCUGCUAUUCCUGACUAUACCUGCUACACGGGCUUGCAUGCUGUCAGCAAAUUCCUGCAGGAGGCCUGCAAGUCUGUUUAAGAUCUUCAUCUACUGACAAUGGGAGGGUUGUAGUUUGAUUCUAGGACUGACUGGUAAAAAAUUUAAUGCCAAGAAAAUAGAGAUAAGGCCCUCAGAGGAAGAGAUUCUAAUUUCUCUCACUGAUUUUUUUUUUGGUCUUUUUGAGACAGGUCUCUCUGUAGCCCCAGCUGUCCUGGAACUCACUAUGUAGACCAGGCUGGCCUUGAACUCACAGAGAUUCACCUGCUUCUGCCUCCCGAGUGCUGGGAUUAAAGGCCCAAACCACCACACCCAUCUCCCUCACUGAUUGAGCUGUGGAAUGAAAACUAAGAUUUGUUAAACUUUUUUGGGCCCUUACACUUACAUAGCAACCUAAGAACCCUAUUAAAAAUGCUAGUGGCACACCUGACAUGGUGGCACACUUUUAAUCCCAGCGCUCAGGAGGCAGAGGCAGGUGGACUUCGGAGUUGUAGGCCAGUUUGGGCUACACAGUGAGACCGUCUUUUUUUUUUUUUUU
Molecule: messenger RNA, 2765 nt
Organism: Nannospalax galili (Upper Galilee mountains blind mole rat)
Lineage: Eukaryota; Metazoa; Chordata; Mammalia; Rodentia; Spalacidae
Gene: Star
Product: steroidogenic acute regulatory protein
Exons: 8
Coding region: 1332-2183 (283 amino acids)
Biological process (GO): regulation of steroid biosynthetic process; steroid biosynthetic process; intracellular cholesterol transport
Cellular component (GO): mitochondrion; mitochondrial intermembrane space
Molecular function (GO): cholesterol binding; cholesterol transfer activity
Source: RefSeq, a predicted model, not a curated record